AAUUCACAAGAACAAAUAUUGAACUCGACGAGAAACAAGACGAUAUGCGACAAAUUUGAAAACGAUAUGUCUGAGAUGAAGACUGAAUUGGAAGCCCUUGAACAGGCUGCUAAUACUUUUAAACAGUCGAAGAACACUUAUGAAAAGAAGUUGACUGAAUUGAAUGAGCAACUUGGUCUUGAAAAAAAAACUGUUCAACAAGCUAAAGCACAGAAGAAGAAAUACGCAGACAAACUCAGAGAAGUGAUGGAGAACGAAAACAAAUUUGGUGAAUAUAAGGAACAAGCUGAGAAGUCGAUUAACUUGUUGACUGCUCAAAAGGCUGAUUUACAGAAGGAACUCGAGAAAGAGAGAGCAAUGAAACAAGAAGCCGACAAGGAAACUCAAAGACUUAGAGCUAAAGUCACCGAGGUUGAAGCUAAAUUGGCGGACGCUGGUGCUAUUGGAACUUCCAUUGCUAAAUUGAAAGCGAAACAUGAAACAGAAUUGGAAGAAGCACAAGACGCAGCUGCUAAAGCUAAGAAACAAGCUAAACAGUAUGCCAAAAAGGUUGAAAAGGCCGAGAGAAAGCUUGCAAAAUUUGAACGGAAAGAAUCUAUUUUCAACACUCAUAUUGGUAAGACACAAGCCGAUUUGAAGAUGACACGACAUUCAGUCAGAGAUAGUUAA
Molecule: messenger RNA, 669 nt
Organism: Entamoeba invadens IP1
Lineage: Eukaryota; Evosea; Mastigamoebida; Endamoebidae
Product: myosin heavy chain
Exons: 1
Source: RefSeq, a predicted model, not a curated record